Molecule: messenger RNA, 3766 nt
Organism: Hypomesus transpacificus
Lineage: Eukaryota; Metazoa; Chordata; Actinopteri; Osmeriformes; Osmeridae
Gene: slc25a51a
Product: solute carrier family 25 member 51a
Exons: 4
Coding region: 1297-2181 (294 amino acids)
Source: RefSeq, a predicted model, not a curated record
UGCAAUGCGGAAAAGGGCCCUGUGCAAUCAGUGUGCAAUGCAUUAGCCUUGGUAGGCUAUAAAAGCACAGACACGAAGGGCAUCAAAUAAAACAAAGCGAAAAGGUCGAAAUUGAUGGUAUAUGCCAUGUUUUAAACAGUCGUAUUUAUCGUCAGUGAGUAUAAUGAUUGCUAAAAUGAGUUGUUUGUCUGAUUUGAACAAUCGUGACAGCGUGCGUUCACACAGCCUACUGUUGUUUUGCUCCUGUCCCGAUGUUGUUUUUGCACAGUAGUACUAGUAGCUACAGCCAGACUACCUGUCAUAGUAUUUGAUCUUACCCUGACACAUCUACCCUAUCUCUUGUUCAUUAGUUUGCCUUUGGCCCUAAAAAUGACAUUAUUUUGAUGCCAAUAAAAAAUGAUAUGGUAUCUGAAAAUGUUACAGGAUUGCAUCCAUAACGACAGGUUAUGUGUUUGCUGUGUAUACGCUACGCAUGUCAACCCACAGAGAAGAUAACACACCAUCAACGUAGAAGGAAUACUUGAUGAGGUGCCUGUACAAGUCUAGGCACAACCUCUUGCCUAUUUAUCAAAAUUGAUCUCCAAAAUUCAGUUCUUUUCCAUUCUCACAGACCACUGUGAAAGAUUAACGAGUUGGGUGUGGUUGUUUUCGUUGCCUAGUUGCAAGCUUCCUGUCUGCAGGCCCCUGUCCUCCUUUGAAGAUGAGCAGCUCUUUGUCACUACAGUCACUGCGCCGCCCCCAGUGUUUCACUGUGAAGCACUUAAACAUAUUGUAUAGGCCAGCGAUGAGUGACAGACAUAGCUGUCCUGUGAAACCGAUUCAAUCACAUCAGAGCUGCUGAUUAGCACACAAGUGCCCUGAGGACUAGGACCAGUCUAACAACUCUAGAAUAAUUCCUAGUUGUGCAAGGUUGAGAUAUUCAAAUGUGAUCAUAGACCCUAGCGCUAGCACAGGCUGUUAGUAUUGUCAUUGCUUACAUGUAAAAUAAUGUAAAGUAUUGUAGUCUGUAGUACUCAGUACUAAUGGCAUGCAUGGUUUUAGGAUCUGAUUAGGGAGCCCCAAAUAUGUUUUCUGAUUCAUUGUAAUCUUUUAUGGUGAGCCAUCACUGACAGUGUGCAUUUUGAGAAUACAAAGUGGAUUGUAUACAGUAUUUUCUCUGGAGUUUUAGCAACAUUAACAACUAAUUUCCAUUCUAGAAUGUUUGUGUUUUAAUGCAAGGCACCUGGUACAUGCGAAGGUGUGGCCAUGGAUGAGACUAUGGAGUUUCCCGUCAGUCCAGAGUGAAAGCAGUUGGCCAUGACCCCCCAGGCCCAUAACACACAGGGGGCUCCUGGGAGCGGAGGAAGAAUGCUCCUUCCUAAUGUAGACCCCAGGAAGAAGCACUACCUGUGUGGCUCCUGUGCUGCUUUCACCAACAUCGUGGUCACCUUCCCCAUACACAAGGUGUUGUUCCGCCAGCAGCUAUUCGGGGUGGGUGUGAUGGAGGCAGUGCGUCAGCUCCAGCAGGAUGGCGUCAGGACCCUCUACAGAGGGCUCCUGCCCCCCCUUCUUCAGAAGACCACAACCGUGGCCAUCAUGUUUGGAGUGUAUGAGGACUUCUCCCGUUUGCUGCCUCAACACACGGGGGCGCCAGAGCUCCUCACUCGGAGUGUUGCCGCUAUCCUAGCAGGCACUGCCGAGGCCGCCCUCACACCAUUCGAGCGUGUCCAGACCCUACUCCAGGACCCCCGGCACCACGCCCGCUUUCAGAACACGGUCCACACCUUCCGGAUGCUCCUGCAAGAGCAUGGCGUGCGCGAGUGCUACCGUGGCCUUGUCCCCAUCCUGCUCCGCAACGGCCCAAGUAACGCCCUGUUCUUUGCACUACGCGGCCCCCUCAAGGACCUCCUCCCCCAGGCUGACUCCCACGCCGCACACCUUCUCAGCGACUUUGUCUGUGGGGGUCUGCUGGGGGCCUUCCUGGGAGUCCUUUUUUACCCCCUCAACGUGGUCAAAUCCCGUGCCCAGGCGCAGAUCGGGGGCCACUUUCAAUCCGGAAGGGAGGUGCUGGCGGCCAUUUUGAAGGAGCGGGACGGGCGGGUGGUGCUGCUGUUCCGCGGUGUGCACCUGAACUACCACCGCUCCGUGCUGUCCUGGGGCAUCAUCAACGCCACAUAUGAACUGCUGCUCAAGGUGCUCUAACUGCCUAACAGCACGCCUUGCAAAAUCCUAAUAAUACUACAAUUAGUUUCUAGUAUUACUUAUUUUGAUUGCUGUUCAAAUUAAUGAUGCCACCUAUCAAAGCACACUGGCAUGGCGAGAGGUGGUAUGAGUAGAGAAGUAUGACCCCCCAACCCUAACCCCCCUCCACACACACACACACACACACCCCCACACCCACACGAUGGUAGUCUUCAGACUGGGGGGAGAUACAUAAUGUCCUUUUGUUACCCAUAUAUGAAUAUAUCAUUUGGACUGAACCAUUGAGCCAACCUCAAUUUGGUGAAAAAUAACAUAGUAACAAUGAUGAUAGUGGACAGUUUUCUACUGCAGGUGUGUGUGUCAGACUGAACUGUUAUUUAUUUAAAUUUGAAUGUGUCUGGAAUCUGCCAAAGAAUAAUUCAGGGCCCACUUAAAUGACAUGAGAACCCCACCGUUAUUUCUUUAUUCCAGAUUACUUCAGCAUAUGACAACAUUUAACAUAAUUCAAAGAUAUUUAUCUUACAUCUCGCGCAAUAUCAUUACAUGCGCUAACAUAGUUCUCUGACUUGGCAGUUUUUCAAAUGUAUACAGAACAAAACGACUUGUUGGUCUGUUCACACUGUUCAAAAGAUUUACGCUAAAUGCAUAAUCUGCAUUUCGGCAGAUUAUCUGCUUGGUUUUACAACACUAGAGUUAAAAUUAAAAAAAUUGCUAUGAAAUAGACAAAUGGCAAGUAUCUCAAAGUGUAUAUGUAUUUAUUUAUGUAUUUAUUUAUCAUCACUAUUGACACUUGAUCUUCAGGACCAAAGGUGGAAGAUAUUGACAAUGUUAUAAUGGGAUAGGGAUGUUUUGUACACCUUAUUGUGUUGGUCUCCUGUGGCAACAAUUGUAAUGUCUUGUCAAUUUUGGCUGUGCGCUGUCUUGAAUAAGCACUUAUCUCUGUCUAUAUAAUCAGAGUGGAUGUUAGGUUCUUUGCAUGUUGUGUUUAUUUGGUACAUGUCAAAUUUGAGCUUGUCAUAAUAAUAUGGCUAGUAUAAUUUUACAGUAUUCAACUUUGAUGCGAAAAGAUAGUCUUUUAUCAAAAUACUUAUGCCAUGUACGUAUACCCAAGUGAGUUACAUAAGUCUGUCAUGUUAUUGAAAUGUUUAUUAGUUUAAGCGCAAAAACUGCCUUCAAUUUGUGCCUUGCUUUUUUGCAGACACAUAUCAUCCCAGUACAGUGGUUGGUGUGUUUUACGUGUAGAUUAACAUGUUUGUUGUUAUAAGUGUGAUAAUAUAAAGGAUUGUUGUCUGUGUACAAUAGACUAGGUUCCUUCCUGCUGCAGUGUAUUUAAAUGUAACAUUUAUGGAUUUCAUUGUAUCUUGCUUCUGUGACAACACAACGCAAAUAUCUAUCCUGUCAACUGCCUUCUUGAAUAGUCGGUGUAUAGCACAAACACUGCUACCUAGUGGCCAUGGAAGUUCUUCCAAAAAAACUGUGUUGAGCUGCAUACCGUACAUACUGGUUUACUAAUGUUGAAAUAAAUAGUUGCCUUUGGGCCAUGUCAUAAUGCUACAAUACUGUCUGACCACUGCAAAAUGCUAAU